UCAGUUUUUCUUCAGUUGUAUGAUUCUGAACGGCGCCUCGGGGAGAGAAAAAGAGAAGCCCCCACCGUCGAUCCCGUCGACUAUAGGCACCAUCAAAAAAGUCAAAUCAUCAUCCCCUUGACAAAGAAAAACCCACCUUUUUUCUCUUCACAAUACCAGAGAUUCCAAUAUUCCAUACUAUCGAUCCCUCACCGGUACCCAUCCGCAAAAGCCACACCCCCCAGAGAGAGAGAGAGAGAGCCCAUUGUCUAUCGGACAUAAGAACCCCUCAGUUUGAAAAACACUCACAACAAAAACCCUAACCCAGAAAUGUCGUAAUCUUAUUGUUGCAUUUGAUAAUAAUAAAGAUGAUGAACAGCAGUGCAAACACCAUGAUGCCGCCGUCGUCGUCGGCGGCGGCGAAUAACGCAGCCCAGUCGCCAGGCCUCAAAACGUACUUCAAAACCCCUGAAGGGCGGUACAAGCUCCAGUACGAGAAGACACACCCUGCCGGUCUAAUUCACUACGCCCACGGCAAGACCACCACUCAGGUUACCCUGGCUCCUCUCAAGGAUAAGCCAGUGCAGGCCCCACCGUCAACUUCAUCAAGUAUGGGCGUUAGCAGUGGUGUGAGAUCAGCGGCAGCGAGGUUCUUAGGUGGUGGGAAUGGGAGUCGGGCACUUAGUUUUGUGGGAGGCAAUGGUGCAGGUAGUAAGACUGUAAGUGGUUCUAGUAGGGUUGGAUCACUGGGAGCGUCAAGUUCAAAUAGUUUUGUUGGUACUUCAAAUUUCGAUGGCAAAGGAACUUACUUGGUGUUCAAUGUCGGUGAUGCAAUUUUCAUUAGCGAUUUGAACUCUCAAGAUAAGGAUCCCCUAAAGUCAAUAAAUUUUAGUAAUUCAAAUCCUGUUUGCCAUGCAUUUGACCCGGAUGCUAAGGAUGGGCAUGAUUUGCUUAUUGGGUUGAUAUCCGGGGAUGUCUAUUCAGUGUCACUGAGACAACAACUACAAGAUGUUGGGAAGAAGCUCGUUGGAGCUCAGCAUUAUAACAAAGAUGGUUGUGUUAACAAUAGUCGUUGUACAAGUAUUGCUUGGGUGCCUAAUGGGGAUGGAGCUUUCAUCGUUGCUCAUGCAGAUGGAAAUUUUUAUGUGUAUGAAAAGAACAAAGAAGGUUCUGGUGAUCCUUUAUUCCCUGUCAUCAAGGAUCAAACUCAAUUUUCUGUUGCACAUGCACGUUACAGUAAGAACCCAAUUGCUAGAUGGCAUAUAUGCCAAGGUUCAAUUAAUAGUAUUGCAUUCUCAUCAGAUGGGACCUAUAUUGCUACUGUUGGACGGGAUGGUUAUCUACGGGUAUUUGACUACAAAAAUGAACAACUGAUAUGUGGUGGCAAAAGCUAUUAUGGGGCUCUGUUAUGUUGCUCUUGGAGUGUGGAUGGAAAGUACGUUUUGACUGGAGGUGAAGAUGAUCUAGUUCAAGUUUGGAGUAUGGACAACCGGAAGGUUGUAGCAUGGGGUGAGGGACACAACUCAUGGGUCAGUGGAGUGGCUUUUGAUUCAUUUUGGUCACCACCAAAUUCAGAUGGCUCAGAGGAAAAUGUCAUGUACCGGUUUGGUUCGGUUGGCCAGGACACACAAUUACUUUUCUGGGACCUGGAGGUGGAAGAGAUUGUUGUGCCCCUACGCCGAGCUCCCGGCGGGUCCCCCACUUUCAGCACCGGAAGCCAGUCAUCCCACUGGGACAGUGCCUGCCCAGUGGGAACCCUACAACCUGCCCCAAGCAUGCGAGACGUUCCGAAGCUCUCUCCAGUCGUUUCGCACCGGGUCCACACUGAGCCUCUAUCAGGUGUGAUUUUCACUCAGGAAUCUGUCCUUAGUGUCUGCCGAGAUGGACACAUCAAGAUUUGGACGAGACCCGGAUUUUCCGAAGCCCAAUCAUCAAACGGUUCGGACUCUUUGCUAAAUACCACACUGAAGGAAAAGCAAUUUAGCUACAGACAAUGACGAAAUAGGGAUCUUCGUUAUCUAGACAAACUGGAAACGUACAAUUCUGUUGAAGUGAGGGUCGGUCUCGUCUUUUCAUCUGGUUGGUUUGCACAAAACUGGAAGUUGGUGGCCAUGAAGACUAAUGACGAUAUCUGUUGCGCUAUGAUGUGGAGAAGAGAUUGCAAAAACCCCACUCUGUAAGUAUCUGUCUAAUUUGAUCACAAGAUGCCUGAGCAGAAUAACGGAAGUUGGUUCUUUUAAGUGUAUUAUUGUUUGUAGGGUUUUGUUUUGAUUGACCUCCUCCUCCUUCUUCUUUGGAGUUGAUUAGCUUUUCUCAUCUUAUUGUUAGUAUUUUUUCAGGGAUUGGCAUUCGAUAGUUGUAGUAAAUUUCUAUUAAUAGUAUUCGAUUACCCAUCUUCUGGCA
Messenger RNA from Rhododendron vialii, 2382 nucleotides. RefSeq names its product catabolite repression protein creC-like. The coding region runs from base 348 to 1976 and encodes 542 amino acids. The transcript has 11 exons. Gene Ontology annotation, molecular function: protein binding. NCBI's taxonomy places the organism in Eukaryota, Viridiplantae, Streptophyta, Magnoliopsida, Ericales, Ericaceae. The record is from RefSeq and is a predicted model, not a curated record.